Messenger RNA from Rhinolophus ferrumequinum (greater horseshoe bat), 1291 nucleotides. RefSeq names its product CKLF like MARVEL transmembrane domain containing 6 (gene CMTM6). Lineage: Eukaryota; Metazoa; Chordata; Mammalia; Chiroptera; Rhinolophidae. Gene Ontology annotation, cellular component: membrane. Bases 100 to 651 code for a protein of 183 amino acids. The transcript is spliced from 4 exons. The record is from RefSeq and is a predicted model, not a curated record.
GCAGAGGCCCAGGAAGUGACGGCCCCACCCGCGGACUUCUGCAGUCGGUGAAAUCCCCAUUUCCAGCUCUCUGUUUGCUGUGUUCCUGGGUCCUGGGCGAUGGAGAACGGAGCUGUGUACAGGCCCACCACGGAGGUACACCCAGGCACUGCCAGGGACACCCGGAGCAGCCUCGCAGCCUGCUGCUUCCUGGGCCGGCUCAAGUGGCCCCGGCGAACGCUCAAAAUCUUGCAGGUGUUGCUGUCUCUGCUGGCCUUUGUCUGUGAAGAAGUUGUAUCACAAUGCACUUUGUGUGGAGGACUUUACUUCUUUGAAUUUGUAAGUUGCAGUGCCUUUCUUCUGAGCCUCCUGAUGCUGGUUGUGUACUUCACUCCAGUUUAUGACAGAGUCGAUGCCGUAAAAGUCAAGUUAUCGGACUUUUAUAUUACUGUGGCGAUAGCAUGUUUGUUUUUGAUGGCGUCCAUCAUUUUCGUUUCUACACAUGACAAGACUUCAGCUGAAGUGGCUGCAAUUGUGUUCGGAUUUCUAGCAAGUUUUAUGUUCCUGGGUGACUUUUUCAUUAUGCUCUAUGAAAAACGACAGGAGUCGCAGCUGACAAAACCUGAGACUGCCGUUGGGACAGCGGCCCUCACUGAACCACUUAAUGCUUAAAGACUCUAGGGAGCAGGUGUUACGUAAGAUAGCGACUGCGUGGUACCUGAGCCCUGGCAGAAGCUCUUGUACAAUGUGUGUAACCGUUAAACCACUUCUUUUGAAGAGCAAGGGGAAGGGCAGGACUGUGUAUCAGUCACCACAGAUUAAGUUGGAGGGUUUUUGUUUUUUAAUUUUUUUUUUUAUAACGGUUGAAACUUGUGUCAAAUGAAGUGGUUUCUUUUCUUUUUUUUUUAAUUUUUUUUUUUUUUUGGAGGUGAGGGCAAUUGUUUCUUUAAAUCACAGCUCAACCGAUGAUAAAUUAGUCUGUCACUGUUACUAGACUUAGCUUUCAAACUGUGCUUUAUACACUGCGUGAUUAAUAAGUUCAGCUAUUUAGAAAUUGUUUCAUUUUUACUGUAAUUAACAAUGAGAUUUUUUUAUUAGAUAAAAUUUAAUGUGUAUUUAAAUUUUUAAAUUCAAUAUUUAAAAUGUUCGUCUAGGUUUUUUCCAUAAAAUAUAAUAAUACCCAGGUUUCACUAUAUCUCACUCAGCCUUAAAAUUAUAUUGUAACAAUUUGGGAUAAUUAUUAUUAAUUCUUUUGUAACCUAAUAGAAAAUGUAUGGGAGAUUUUGCUAUUUUAUGUAUAUAAAAGCAGCAA